CUAAAACUAAAGAAAAAACAAAAGUCUGCCUUUCAGACGUUUUUUUCUCGCUUCCACUCCUGGCCUUUCGCUUUCGCCUUCACUUUUCCCACUUUAUUCUAAGCAUUCAUCCCGUCUUCACCACAUCCAAACACUUCCCAUUUUCCACUCCCUCUCUCUCUAGAUUCCCUUUCCCUUCUUCCACCGGCCCCCUCUUUUAACUCAUCGAAACAAGAAAAUGAGCAAACCGCACAGACCGCCUUCAGGCCGUACAAAUAUUGCUUCAUGCAUAGUGGCUACAAUCUUCCUAAUCUUUGUUGUCAUCAUAAUCCUCAUCGUCUUCUUCACUGUUUUCAAGCCUAAAGACCCGAAAAUAUCCGUUAACGCUGUUCAACUCCCAUCAUUUGCCGUCUCUAACAACACUGUUAACUUCACUUUCUCUCAAUAUGUCUCCGUCAAGAAUCCAAAUAGAGCUGUUUUCUCUCACUAUGACAGCACCCUUCAGCUUCUUUACUCGAGUUCUCAAGUCGGGUUCAUGUUCAUUCCCGCUGGCAAAAUUGAUGCGGGUCGGACCCAGUACAUGGCCGCUACCUAUUCUGUUGAGUCUUUCCCUUUAUCUGCUUCGCCGGAUGCAGCGGUUAAUGUGGGACCUGCGUUCCAUGACGGUGGUUUUGGCGGUGGUGGACAGCCCGGUUUUAAUAACGGCUUUCGGGUCGGACCAACCAUGGAGAUUGAGUCAAGAAUCCAUAUAGCGGGUCGGGUUCGGGUCUUGCAUUUUUUCACCCAUCAUCUGGAGACUAAAGUUAGAUGCCGAGUUACUAUUUCCGUGAGUGAUGGAUCUGUUUUAGGGUUUCAUUGCUAAUAAUAGUGACAAUCCCCCCCUUUUUUUUAGGUUUUUAAGUGUAGUUUUUAUGCAGCUUUUUUCUUUUAAUUGUUUUUAUUUUUUGGUUUUUAAAUAUGCGGCCUAGCGUGUUGAAGGAAGUGUAAAAUCUUGAUAUUUCCACUAGUGGGUUUUGUUCUCUCUUUGAUCUACA
Messenger RNA from Populus nigra (black poplar), 1013 nucleotides. RefSeq lists its product as uncharacterized. The record is from RefSeq and is a predicted model, not a curated record. The coding region runs from base 218 to 841 and encodes 207 amino acids. The transcript has a single exon. NCBI's taxonomy places the organism in Eukaryota, Viridiplantae, Streptophyta, Magnoliopsida, Malpighiales, Salicaceae.